GGCUCCAUCCUGCGCCGCUGGAAGAGGAACUGGUUCGUGCUCUACCUGGACGGCAGCUUGGUCUACUACCACGACGAGACGCAGCGCGACAUGGACGGCCGCAUCCACGUCAAGUACAGCUGCCGCGACGUGAGGACCGGCCGCGAGUGCCGUGACGUGCAGCCCCCCGAGGGGAAGAGCCGCGAGUGCCUGCUGAGCGUGGUGCUGCGGGACGGCUCCAAGACCACGCUGUGCGCCGAGAGCGAGGACGACGCCGUCGCUUGGAAGAUGGCCGUGCUGGAGGCGAAAUCCACCCCGGUGAGGCUCCCGCUGCCCUCGUCCCCCCAAAAGCGGCGACACCGCACGGGUUUGGG
Oxyura jamaicensis (ruddy duck) is the source of this 353-nucleotide messenger RNA. Its product is annotated as pleckstrin homology domain-containing family B member 1-like. The record is from RefSeq and is a predicted model, not a curated record. Lineage: Eukaryota; Metazoa; Chordata; Aves; Anseriformes; Anatidae. Gene Ontology annotation, cellular component: membrane. Gene Ontology annotation, biological process: regulation of cell differentiation. The transcript is spliced from 3 exons. The annotation marks the transcript as partial.